Messenger RNA from Lodderomyces theae, 1581 nucleotides. Its product is annotated as JEN1. The record is from RefSeq and is a predicted model, not a curated record. Gene Ontology annotation, cellular component: plasma membrane. The transcript has a single exon. Gene Ontology annotation, molecular function: secondary active monocarboxylate transmembrane transporter activity. Bases 1 to 1581 code for a protein of 526 amino acids. Lineage: Eukaryota; Fungi; Ascomycota; Pichiomycetes; Serinales; Debaryomycetaceae. Gene Ontology annotation, biological process: plasma membrane lactate transport.
AUGUCCUUGUCCACUUCAACAAAAACGCCUGAGGUUGAACACAUAUCAGACUAUUCGUCUGGACAAGACCUGAUGUCAGUGGAUGAUGACAUCUUUAACGAAAAGCCCACGUUGACCCUCCCUGUCAUUAAAAACUAUUUCGCUACACGACUCACGACUUUGUUUGACUUGCCAGUUUACCAUCAAGACAAGAGAUGGUAUGAGCUCAUGAAUCCUAUUCCCGCCUUGAGAGAAAUGACAUUGAGAGAUUGGAAUUACUAUGGGUUGGGAUGGUUUGGCUGGGUCUUGGACGCCAUGGACUUUUUCUGCGUGUCUGUUGCUUUACCUGAAAUCGCAGUCAGUUUGAAUUCGACUGUGGCUGAUAUCACUUGGGGUGUCACUGUUGUUUUGAUGCUUAGGGCUAUUGGUGCUAUAUCUUUUGGAAUAGCCUCGGACAGGUUUGGAAGAAAGAAAUGUUAUAUUGUCAUUUGUAUCUUGUUUAUUUUCAUUGAAGUUGGUACUGGAUUUGUCCAAACUUAUGAGCAAUUCAUUGGAGUGCGUGCAAUCUUUGGAAUUUUGAUGGGUAGUAUGUUGCCUGUCUGUAUGGUCACGGCAAUGGAAAGUCAGCCAGUACGUGCCAGAGGUUUCUUAUCUGGGUUGUUCUCACCCGCUUAUUGUGGUGGUUACAUAAUGGCCUUGGUAUGGUACAAGGUGUUUGCUCCAACUUAUAAACCAGGUGAAGGGUGGAGAAGUUUGUUUUGGUUCAGUGGUGGAUUGAGUGUCCUCUUGAUUGUCUGGAGGUUACUAGUCCCCGAAUCAAAUGAAUUCUUGGUUAUGCAAGAGAAGAAGAGAAAGAUUAAGGAACAAAACAAAAAGACUGGAGGAAUCCACAAGUACUUCAAUACAACUAUUGUGAAAACUUUGAAAACUGAGUGGUUGUUGUUUACCUACCUUUGUAUUACUUAUGCUGGUUGGAACUUUAUGAGUCAUGGAACUCAAGAUUUGUACGUCACAAUGUUGGCUAAUCAAUUUGGUGUUGGUCUUGACAAGAGAACAAUGGUUGUCGCUUUAUCCAAUCUUGGUGGGCUCAUUGGAGGCGCAUGUAUUGGGAGUGUGUCUGAAGUUUUUGGAAGACGGUUAUCUGCAAUCAUUGCUACCAUCUUUUGUGCUGCACUUGUGUACCCAUCAUUUCACAAUGCCGACAAGAACUGGGGUGCAUAUGUUGUGUUGAUUGCUUCGGUGAUGGCAUCUUGGGGUGUGUCUUCUGCUUACGCAUUGGAGUUGGUAAACAAGGCACACAGAACUUUAUUAAUUGGGUUGGCGUACCAGAUUGGUAACUUGAUUAGUUCAGGCAGUGCCACUAUUCAAGCGCAACUUGGUGAAAAGUAUCCUAUUGCAGGCGCUGGCCCUGGUGUUUACGACUACGGAAAAGUUAUGUGUAUUUUCUGUGGUGCAGUUUUUGCAUUUAUGGUUGUCAUAUUGGCAUUGGGUCCAGAAAAGUUUCACAGAAACUUGAAGAUGGUGCCUGCUGAAUACGGUGCCUACCCUGAUGUCGAAGAAACUUUGGAUUUGGACAAACCAGACAAGGAAACCAGAAUGUAG